Sodiomyces alkalinus F11 is the source of this 1425-nucleotide messenger RNA. RefSeq lists its product as hypothetical. Gene Ontology annotation, cellular component: endoplasmic reticulum membrane. The transcript has 2 exons. Gene Ontology annotation, biological process: lipid storage; phospholipid biosynthetic process; lipid droplet organization. Bases 93 to 1178 code for a protein of 361 amino acids. The record is from RefSeq and is a predicted model, not a curated record. Lineage: Eukaryota; Fungi; Ascomycota; Sordariomycetes; Glomerellales; Plectosphaerellaceae.
CCUUCAUUCAGUCCUUGCACAAACACCACGGAUUGCAACUACGCUGUCAAUGCAAUAACGCAGGAAUAUACCGCCUGCCCUCCAUCACCAUCAUGGACGACACCCCACCGUCGACGAACCUCCGCUCGUCUGCCAAAACCCGCCGGGCCCUCGCCGAAGAACGACACGCCAUGUCUUCCUCCUCGCCGUCGUCUCCCUAUCCUCCUUCCACCGCCACGACAGGCUCCCUGGUACCGACAAGACGCAACUCUCCUUUCCUUCCCACACCACUCGAGACCGCCAUCCUGGCCCUCUUCCCCGCCCUCCUCGCCUUCGGGACCCUCUUCUCCGUCCUCUCCCCGCAAGUGCGCCGCGCCGAGUUCGACCCGACCACCCAAUCCCACGCGCAACAUCCGGACGAGGCGCCGGGCUACUUCGCGCGAAAAGAUAACCUGUUGAACGUCUUCUUCGUCAAGAGGGGGUGGUUCUGGACUACCGUCGCUUUCGCCGCUUUCGUCCUCACCCACCCCACCUUCCGCGGCGGUCGCGGUGCCGGCGGCGGCUCUUCCCCGAAGCGAUUCGUCACCGCGUGCACCAGAUGGGCCCUGAUUACGGGCGCCUGGUUCGCGGCGACGCAGUGGUGCUUUGGCCCGCCGUUGAUUGAUCGCCAUUUCAUGUUGACGGGGGGCCGGUGUGAGGUCGUGUUGCAGGAGGCGCGGGAGCUGGAGAAGGCCGCCGCUUUGGAUACGGGGCACGUGCUUAGCGCGCUUGCGUGCAAGUCUGCCGGUGGGGCGUGGAAGGGCGGCCAUGACAUCUCGGGUCAUGUGUUCAUGCUUGUGCUCUCCAGUGGCUUUCUCCUUUCCGAGGUCGGUUGGGUGUAUUGGCGGCACCGGGGACGGAGGGAUGAUCGCAGCAUCGUUAUGCACGAUAGGGCUGUCAAGGGAGCUGGUGUUGAGGCUGAUUCCACGACGGAGAGGACUGGGGGUCGCCCAGAAGAUGCUCUCGCUCUUGGGGGGAAGGCAGUGGCCGUAGUGGUUGGUUUGAACUGCUGGAUGUUGCUCAUGACCGCCAUCUACUUUCAUACUUGGUUUGAGAAGGUUACGGGCCUUGUCGCUUCCGCCAUUGCACUCUACGCCGUUUACAUCCUACCCAGGUUCGUCCCUGCCCUGCGCCAGAUCGUUGGUCUGCCAGGAGCAUGAUAGAUAGCAAGCGUCCCGGAGCCCUCCAAAUCAUAUCGGACUCCCAUUCUCAUUCGAAGACGAUCCGAGGAAUACGACCGCCUCGUCGUCUUAUAUAGAUACUUCCCUUUUCCCCCCCUACUUCUUGUCUUGGUCGAACAUUUAAUGUGAACUAGGGGGAGAUGGGAGACAUACGUGGACUCGAUGCAUCCGACACCUUCUCGGGAGAGAUAGAUGAGUGACGAAUAGAAAGAUACCAAUUCCCGAC